AUGAGUAGCAAAGCAAUUCUUUGGGUAGAAAUCGAAGAAUUGGGCGAGCUUGUCGCAUACCUCAAACGAUCUCAGUGUCUUCUGAAGGAGGCAACCGGAGCUGUCCACAGAGAGCACUUCCGCACGACGUACUUGACCAGCAUUGACCGUUCGAGUAUAUUACGCUUGAUCACAAUGUUCGAGCAAACCAAGCAGUUUCACCGCGUUCCUGUUGGGUUCGGUCCGGCACCUAGCCCUCGACAAGAUCCUACGGGAAAACGUUUUGACUGGUCCCAAUCACUCACAACCACUGUCGGCAUAGUUGUCGAGUGUGAUCGCGCGGCCGUCCAGGCGAUCCUUCCCGAGGCAUACACCGUUAAGCCGCCCUCAUUCACGCCCUCAGACAAGGCCAAUGUCCUAUUCGAAAUCAUGGAGCUCCGCAACCUGCCGUGGCUGGCCGGCCGCGGCUACAACACCUGGGGUGUCUACAUUAGCGACGUAGUGUGCCACCGCGCGAAGAAGGACGACGGCUCCUUGUACAAGGGUUCCUACCUGGCGGUCCUCUUCGAAAGCUUCACAGACCCGAUCACCACGGGCCGGGAGGAACUCGGCUUCCCCAAGGUCUGGGCCGAGCUGCCCGACGGGUCCGUCUCGGACGGCGGGAAGAGCCGCGUGCACACGGCCGGCUGGUUCGGCUACGAGUUCCUGCGGCUCGAGAUACGCGGCCUGAAAGAGCACGACCCGGCCACGGCGCCGGCCCUCACCCGCCCCGCCGACGGCUUCACGCACCCCAGCCAGCACGGCUUCCUGCACCACCGCUACGUCCCGGCCGUCGGGGAGCCCGGCAAGGCGGAUGCGAGCUAUGCGACCUUCAACCCGGCCCCGCCGGGCAAGGCGCCUGUCAAGAGGUUCUGGGCGCCGUUUCCCAGUCCCGGCCGGAGCAGGCCGAGCGAGGAUGUGAGUGUGGCUGUGACUGGGCCAGAGAUUGAGUUCAAGAUCACGCCGGGGACGUUUGAGCAGCUGCCGACGCUGCACAAUGUCGUGAAGGGGCUCGCAGACCUGCGACCGGGCAAGGUGCUCGAGGCGGCUAUCCAGGAGAUAAAGGGUGCUAGUGAUUUGCUUGCGAAUCACCGUAUUGAGAAGUGA
Diaporthe amygdali is the source of this 1125-nucleotide messenger RNA. Its product is annotated as fad binding domain containing protein. Bases 1 to 1125 code for a protein of 374 amino acids. The transcript has 2 exons. Lineage: Eukaryota; Fungi; Ascomycota; Sordariomycetes; Diaporthales; Diaporthaceae. The record is from RefSeq and is a predicted model, not a curated record. Gene Ontology annotation, molecular function: lyase activity.